UCAUGCAAAAGUGCGAUCUCAGUUUUUGAAAAAAAUACAGUUCUAGCGCCAAAUUCACGUCAAAUUUUCAUUUGAAAAUAGGCCCGAAAUAGGUGAAAAGGGCACAAAUUAAGUAAAAUUCCUUUUGAACGUCCACGUCGGCGCUCCAGAGCGCUGGUGCGCCAAUAUUGAUUUACUCGGGCGUGUAUGUGCGAAGUGGUCGCAUUUCCAAAGUCACCCAAAUUUUGCAAAAAGCCAAAGUCAUGUAAUAAUGUAGUGCCGGUAAUCCAGCUACUAUUGUCCCGAAAAUGACUUCGACUGAAACAACCGAGAACCAAUUGACUCCUCAAACCCCAGUGCUAACUGUUGCAUGUCGUAUUCUGCGAUCACCAUCGCACGAAUCGGUGACCACGGACUUAUCCCUGUUCUCAGUGUCUUCAGUAGCGUCCGACGCACAAGUGGGGCGCCGCCUUCUUAGCUUCGGCAAGUGUGAUAGCCAAUUCGUCAGGGGGCACAGCCCCAACCCCGACAGCAGGCUCCAGGACAGGCCGGCCGACAUCCCUGAGAUCCUCUGGUUUGAGGAAGAGACUGAACUGAUACGAAGUUGUGCGGCCUUGUCGUCUGCAGUCGGCCUCCAGAAGAGCUUCAGCACUAGCGACAUAAGUCAAUUACCCUCGCCUGAAGAUGGCUCAAACGUGCCAGGACUCAGAAGUGCCGUCUCCGAACUCGCUCUCAACACUCUACAACGGUCAGGUUUCCUCCUGGAAAACGCCCGCCUGGACCACACGUCCAGAUCCUGCUCCACUUGGGUGGCAGUGGGCGACAUUGCUUCCACUUCGCAGCUGCCCUCACCCCACGGGGGGCAAAGCGCUGCGACUGCACAGCCCCAGACAGCAACGCCGCCGCCGCCACCGGUCUUCACAGCGGCGGAUUUUAUCCGCUCCGUCAAUAAAAAGGUGCGCCAGAACUACAUCAGGCGAAGACUUCUCACCACGUACAAGGCUCUCGAGCGGCUCUCGCAAAGCGAAUUUAAUUUAGAUAGGCUAGAAAUAACUCCAUCUACAGCAACGGCCAGUGUGAACACAGAGUGUGGACAAAACUCUGGGCCAGUCCGUCUAACAGUGCCAGGUUCGAGUCCGUCGGCCAAAGCCAAUCCUCCGCCUCCUAAUAGUACUAAUGCGGCGGUUCUACGAGCGGCGAAGCAAAGAGCUAGCAAAAACUUACCGCUGACAAUACGAGAUGUCGAGCGGGAAAGGGGGAAACCCCUCUCGAAGUACGAAAGAAAUAUGAUGAUUUUUAACUGGCUGCAUACGCUUGACGAUAAUGUCUUUGUUGAAGGUAUUCAGUAAAAUGUUUAAUAUGUUUCAUGGUGCUCUUGUAUCUCUGGGCAUUUUGUUUCAAUUAGCUAAACGGUGAGCUAAACGUACCCAAAAUAUUUAGACUUGAAUUGUUAUCAAUUUUGUAUAAUGCGAAUUAUUUGUAUAACAAGAAUUUUUUCUAUCGCGAAUAUGGAGUCUAUUCUCCGAGUACUUGUAUUUUUUCAAAGUGUUUUGAUUUAUUAUAGAAAUCUGAAUGUGCAAGUGACAUGCUGACGUUGGGUCUUUCGGUUAGUUUACGAAAUCUGAUACAUUUAGCACACCCGUAUUCAAAAGAGAUGUCACAUUUUGUGGAUCACUGUAUCAUAUCAAUAAAAUCCAUUUUGUUUUGUC
Molecule: messenger RNA, 1688 nt
Organism: Tribolium castaneum (red flour beetle)
Lineage: Eukaryota; Metazoa; Arthropoda; Insecta; Coleoptera; Tenebrionidae
Exons: 3
Coding region: 288-1328 (346 amino acids)
Source: RefSeq, a predicted model, not a curated record